Molecule: messenger RNA, 1384 nt
Organism: Colossoma macropomum (tambaqui)
Lineage: Eukaryota; Metazoa; Chordata; Actinopteri; Characiformes; Serrasalmidae
Gene: haus4
Product: HAUS augmin-like complex, subunit 4
Exons: 10
Coding region: 88-1182 (364 amino acids)
Biological process (GO): centrosome cycle; spindle assembly
Cellular component (GO): HAUS complex
Molecular function (GO): microtubule minus-end binding
Source: RefSeq, a predicted model, not a curated record
AGCGCGCAUGCGCAGUAGGGCGGCGGUAAACACGAAAGCAGGAGAGUCCUGUAAACAGCGGAGAGAAACAAACUCAGACCAGUUGAGAUGUUACAGUGUCCGGACUCCGUUUGUAGCUCUGUGGGCAAAGGUGACAGCUUACAUCACCAAGUUUUAGCUGCGUUUCCCCUGUGUCCACUGACGGAGGAGGAUUUGACUCAGAAUCCACUGUUCUGCAAGCUUCUGGCCACUUUGUCUCAGCAUGUGGAUCACACCGGGCUCACUUUGCACUUAAGAAAAGAGCUGGAGAAGGCGGAGAAGGAGCUCCGGACACAGAAGUUGGGUUGGCUGCGUUUGGAGAGUCUCCACAGGCUCCUGAAGGAGAUGGUCCAGGAGCAUCGCUGCAGCCAGCAUCACUCCACUGUCUCAGCAGCAGAUGACAAGUUCUAUGAUACUCUGGAACAGUGUUUGAUAGUGGCUCGGUGUGCCAAGCAGUUAGACCCCAGCGAUACCGUCAACCAGGAUCAGUCCCUGAUUCUGGGGCUCUCUUCUGAGAAAGUGCUGAAUCAGAUGCCUCCAAAGCAGGAUGUGUGGCAGAUGAAACAGAGGUUGCCAACAGAAUUGCAAAAGCACCUGAAGAAGAAGCUGUUCAGCCUGCUUUCCUACUACCAACCUGAGUGGGAGAAUGAAAGUGAGGGGCUCAAAUGUGUGAAGCUGUCUAAGCUGCCAGCGCUCCUGGAGAGUGAACGUCACAGAGCGGAGAGUUUAACCGAGAGGAACAGAGAGAAUGGCACCGUAUUGCAGCGUCAAACUCAUUCCUACCUUUCUGAACUGCUUGAAUGCAUGCAGCUGCUACAGACCCUUGUCCUGGAUCUCCGACUGAAAGUGCAGAAGGACCUCGACAGGAAGAAGAUUGAGUACUUCGAGGCCAAAUGUGAAAUUGGCAUUCAGAAGAUUAGGGCAGAGAUGCUUGAGGUCCAGCUUGACACCUACACGAGAGACAAGAUCGCAGCUCAUCGGAAGAUAACGGAGAAGCUCAACACCGAACUGAAGGCGGCCCAGAUGGAGAAACAGUCGCUGGAGUCUAAACUGGCAUCUUUUGAGAUCUACGGCAGAGAGUUUGAAAUCCUGGCUGAAGAAUAUUCCAGACUGCAACAGGAGAUCGCCACCAAAUCCUGGGCACUGAAAGAAUUCACACCAUAGACAUUCACACCAUACAUGGCUGCGACAAAUAGGAGCAUUGCCGUGAGUCGCAAGCCUGGCUGCUCCAGCACAAGCUAAAACUGAUGUUGGGAAGUGAUGAACUUGAUCACUGAGUGUGUUUGAAUGCACUUAAUAAUCCGAAAACUGCAGAAAAUCAGAUUUUGUCAGUAAUCUGAUCCACAUGUUUACAUGCAUUCGAGUA